Molecule: messenger RNA, 1110 nt
Organism: Penicillium lagena
Lineage: Eukaryota; Fungi; Ascomycota; Eurotiomycetes; Eurotiales; Aspergillaceae
Product: fungal specific transcription factor domain-containing protein
Exons: 2
Coding region: 1-1110 (369 amino acids)
Source: RefSeq, a predicted model, not a curated record
AUGGAGCCAAAUGAGCAGACUAUGUUAUUUGCUCUAUGCGCAUUGGUCACCGCAUUCAUGUGUGGUCGCAGCGAAUCCAUUAUCGGGUGCGGAGAAUGGGCAUCAGUCGCGCAAAGGUUCAUAGAAAAGAGCCAUUCGGCGCGGUCGGAGUAUAACUUCAUCGAGGAUAACACUCUGUUGACGCUUCUCGCAUCUUUCUUUGUCGCAGUUACGCACUUUGAAUUGCAUAAUGCUCGACAGAGUUGGUUUUACCUCCGCGAAGCUAUUACGUUGGCGCAGGCGCUUGGUUUGCAUACGGAUGAAUUCUAUCGUGGCAUGGAUUAUGUGGGCGCCUUGUAUUGCCGCCGAAUCUACAACAUUCUGUUCGUCACCGAGAGAUCCUUGGCGAUAGCGAGACAUAAGCCAGUCCUUUUACCUCACCCGUUGCUUCUUCCUGCUCCCGGGCCUACCGAUCAACUAGAGGGCCUUGAAGAACAACCGGAAAUUGAUCUCGGCUUCCGCCAGCUUGUCCACGUUUAUUCGCAAAUUGAUAUCAAUUUUUUUAACUUCUGGAGUCGGAAGGGGUCAAUCAGCACUUAUUCGACAUGGGAACAGUGUGGUUCAAACUUGCUCCCUGACUGCGGUGUGAUGUCCGACGCUCAGAAAGCUGAUAUCUUUGUGACACAGCACUGGCUUGACCUGGUUCUAUGGAGAGCUGCCCUUCAGCAAGGCUUACUUUCUACCAAGGCUGGGUCACGGUCUAGAACGUUUUCAUAUCCGGAAGAUAUUGCCGUAUCCCUACUACAGGCGUUAACAUUGCUCCCUACAGAGUCAGUGGAGGUACAUGGGCUAGGGAUCUUCGAAAAAAUAUAUGACGUAGGCAACACCCUGGCCGACUUCAUCCAUUGCUCAACAAAUUUGACAGGCUGGACAGAGACAAUGGCACAGAACUUGGACCGACUAAGUUCAAUCCAAAAACAUUUGUCUCUGAGUCCAAACUCUCACGUGAAAUUUGCUCUGUCACUAGGAAGACGAUUAGCCGAGUGUUACCUCUGCUUUAGCAGCCCUUUUGCCAUGCUUGAUACAUUAGUCGCUACAGACGAAGAUGUGGAAACGGACCAACAGGCAUAG